GAGAGGAUGGAGGGGGCCGCGGCCGGCGUGGUGCCGGGAAGAGGAAGCGCUGGAACGCUCUCGGGUGGCGGCAGCAGGCGGGGUCACGAACUCUGACCUUUCACAGGGCCCUGAAAAAUAACACAGAACCACCCCCUCACACACACGCACACUCCCCCCCUCCCAAUAACACAGUUCCACCCCCUCUACCGCUCCGCGGACCCCGUUAAGCCCCCACUGCCGCCGCCCCUCGUGGGGGGGGGGUUGGGCCGCCGCUGGGCACCGCCACCAACGCCGGCCCGCCCGGGCCCGGGGCACCGCCGGGGCACGUUUGGCGCCAAUUCCUGAGGUUUUCUAAUGAUCUUGCUUCACCAUGGCAACCAAUAUGGAGGUGCUGGCUCAGCAGGUAAUGGAGACUCAGCAGGUGGCUGAGGAAAUGCACCGUGGUAACAUAGUGUGAUGGUUGUAUCUUGCCACUGGAGAGAUCGCUUCAUCCCGAGAAUUUAUGAAGCUCUGUGAUUUCUUCCUAGCCGGCUCAAAUCUACAUCUCUCCAAUUUGGAGAUGAGGAUGUGGUGGGGGACCAUGUCUGUAGGAAAACGCUUGGACACAGGGUUACCCCGACAGUCGGCAAAGGGAAAAGACAAACGCCCGCCCGCGUGGGAAGCAGCAACUCAGUGUACAGACUAUUCAGCAUUCAUUAUCUGAUUCUCCAGUGAUGACCAGCCCUUCCCAGCGUAUCCAGAUUAUUUCCACAGAUUCCUCUGUAGGUUCACCACAACGCAUUCAGAUUGUGACAGAUCAGCAGACAGGUCAAAAAAUCCAGAUAGUGACAGCAGUGGACUCAUCUGCGUCUCCAAAGCAACAGUUUAUUUUAGCCAGUCCAGAUGGAACUGGUGCGGGAAAGGUGAUUUUGGCAGCACCUGAGACAUCUAACGCCAAACAACUUAUCUUUACCACCGCAGACAACAUUGUGCCAGGCAGAAUUCAGAUAGUGACAGACUCUGCUUCGGUGGAACGUUUGCUGGGAAAAGCUGAUGUUCAGCGGGCCCAGGUAGUAGAAUAUUGCGUGGUCUGUGGAGAUAAAGCAUCAGGUCGUCACUAUGGUGCUGUCAGUUGUGAGGGAUGCAAAGGUUUCUUUAAAAGGAGUGUGAGGAAGAAUUUGACCUACAGUUGUCGUAGCAACCAAGACUGUAUCAUCAAUAAACACCAUCGGAAUCGGUGCCAGUUUUGUAGGCUUAAGAAAUGUCUAGAGAUGGGCAUGAAAAUGGAAUCGGUUCAAAGUGAAAGAAAGCCUUUUGAUGUGCAGCGUGAAAAACCAACCAACUGCGCAGCUUCCACUGAGAAAAUAUAUAUCAGAAAAGACCUGCGAAGCCCUCUAAUAGCAACUCCAACAUUUGUUGCAGAUAAAGAUGGGACACGGUCUGCAGGUCUUCUCGAUCCAGGAAUGCUUGUGAAUAUUCAGCAGCCUUUGAUCAGGGAUGAUGGUACCAUCCUCCUUGCUGCUGACUCCAAGGCUGAGACGAGCCAGGGUGCUUUAGGAACACUAGCAAAUGUUGUAACAUCUCUUGCUAAUCUCAGUGACUCACUAAAUAAUGGAGAUUCUUCUGAAAUUCAACAAGAAGAGCAAUCCGCCAGUGAGAUUUCACGAUUUCUAAGGCAUCGUCUUCAGGAGAAGGAAAUUGAGGUAUGUUGUCCAGGAGGGGAUUGCAGUAUUCUCCACUGUUUCAAGAAACUGGUUUGUAAUGACAGAGUCUUCAGGAUAUUCUCCAGACUGCACAUGGUCUUUGUGAGGAUUCACACAAUCUAUUACAAACUUCCAAGGGCAUUUGAUACUUUGGCUAAAGCACUCAAUACCACAGAUGGUACAGCAGCUCCUAACUUGGCAGAUGGGAUGGAUCCUACAGGAGGAGGGAAUAUUCAUGUAAUCAGUAGAGAUCAGUCGACACCAAUUAUUGAAGUGGAAGGACCCUUACUUACAGAUACACAUGUUACGUUUAAGCUGACAAUGCCCAGUCCAAUGCCAGAGUAUCUUAAUGUACACUACAUCUGUGAGUCAGCAUCACGGCUACUUUUCUUAUCUAUGCACUGGGCUAGAUCCAUACCUGCAUUUCAAGCACUUGGCCAGGAGUGUAACACAAGCCUCGUGCGUGCCUGUUGGAAUGAGCUGUUUACCUUAGGCUUGGCACAGUGUGCACAAGUGAUGAGUCUGUCAACUAUCCUAGCAGCUAUUGUCAACCAUCUUCAGAACAGCAUUCAGGAAGAUAAGCUUUCUGGAGACAGAAUAAAGCAAGUCAUGGAACACAUCUGGAAACUUCAGGAGUUCUGUAACAGCAUGGCCAAGAUUGAUAUUGAUGGAUAUGAAUAUGCAUACCUUAAAGCUAUAGUCCUCUUUAGCCCUGAUCACCCUGGUCUGAACAGUUCAACCCAAAUAGAAAAAUUCCAGGAGAAGGCACAGAUGGAAUUGCAGGACUAUGUACAAAAAACCUAUCCAGAAGAUACUUAUAGGCUAGCCCGGAUUCUAGUUCGCCUGCCAGCACUUAGGCUGAUGAGCUCUAGCAUUACUGAGGAACUAUUUUUUACUGGUCUCAUUGGAAAUGUUCCAAUUGACAGCAUAAUCCCCUACAUUCUCAAAAUGGAAACAGCAGAAUAUAAUGGUCAAAUAACUGGCACAUCCGCAUAGUGGGAACAACACAAUUUGAAGGAUCAAAGUAAUUUUCAUAAAAACUUACAAUUAAGAAGUUAAAAGAAUAGCAUUUUGGUAUGUACAAAUAUUUCCAACUUGUUACCUGUUUCCUAUCAGAUUUCUCUUUGUCUGUUUGCUAACAUUGACAAGAAGCAGCUAUUAAAAGAGCUGCUACGGGACCUUUUCUGCCAUAAGGAAUAUUUUUGAUGCCUUUCAUUCAAAAGGCUAUAGGUUACUGAACUUACUUUUCACGUGCUUUGUAUUUAGAAAUUAUCAGUGGUUAAAAAUAGAGUUUUAUAAUAUCAGAGUUUAGUAAUAAGAUUACUUUAAAAAUGAGCAGUAUAGGUAGACUUAAAAAUAUCCUUGGAAUUAAUACCUAAUAAUUGCUGGGGUAUAAUACUAGCACUUUGUAAGCACUUCUUAUCAAAGUGAUAAUAUCAACAUCCUGUUUAUGAGUAGGAAGGAUGAAAAAAUUGCAUAUGUCCUUAGUAAAAAUGCUAGUGAUUUCUGUGAAAAUGUAGAAUGCUACCGGAGACAAUCAUUUAUUCCACAAAAAGUCACUUGCUCUUAUGUUAUAUGUUAAAUAGUAAUGUGGAUUCUUGGAUAUCCACAUUAUAAGAAACUAUACCGUUAAAUUAGUGCAGUUGUUAUUAACAGCAUGAUUUGAUCAUAGUGACUGUUACAUGCCGCAGAAAUUAGCAAAGCUAGGAGAAAAAAAAGUUUCUUUCUACAGCAAUGGUGAAUUAUUCAGGUUCCUUAAAGUUUCUAUUUAGCUCCACAUUUAUGAUAAAUGUUAUUCUAAUAGGAAGCCUUUUGGUUGUGGAGAAUAAUCAGUCAUUAACUGGAUGAAUAGUCGUUUUCAAAUAGAGAUGCUCUUUUAGAAUGCUUUGCGUAUCUACAAAUACACUCCUUCUGUAUGUACUCCUGCACACUCUCAUCAUCCAGCCGAAGGUACAAUUUAAAACCUGGAAAACUGAGAACCUCUGGCUGUCAACAAGGGUAUGUUAUAAAGCUCUCAUAAUUUUUUCUGACCCCAUAUUAGACAAAGCACUCCUAGUUUUGCAGUGCUUUCAGCCUUCUUAUGGCUCAGUUUGAGAAUGAAAUAUAGUUGGGAUUUACAAUUUUUUGUACAGUUGCGGUUAAUGACUGAUAUAAAGUGAUAAAGUGAACGACUUUUUUAAUAGCCCAGAGUGAUCAGCCAUCAACAUGCUUUCUUGUACUGGUCAUUACCUACUAGCAUUGCUUUUAGUUUAGAAUAAUUUAUUAUUAUCGACAUGAGUAUUUUAAACAAAGUGUUUUGUUUCUUAAAAAAAAAAAAAAAAAAGUCAUGGCGGUUAAUACCUUCAUGUGAUCUUGGCAUAUUAGGUGCAUCAGUUUAAUUAUUUGUAUGAUAGAGAUGUUUUCUAUUUCCAUAAUUUUAUGUGACAAAAAUCUAAUGAGAAAUUCAGCACUUUUUUUUUUCUUCCAGUAGUGACACUUAUUUAGGGUCACAACCAGGUUGGUGUUUGUGUCUUUUAAGUCUGAAUUGUAGCAAAGACCUUAAGCAGGUCUACAUAAAGGUUCUGAUGUAAUUAAAAAGUUCUGACCUGGUGUACUUCAUUCUCAUUAGGAGACUCACAUUUGUACAACUCAUCAUGACAUAAGCAUUAUAUGACUACAAAGGCUAUGUAAUUUUAGCUUCUGGAUGCGUUAAGAUCUUGUGCAGUCACCACUGUUAGAACAUCCAUGUUCUCUAAAGGAUGCAACAAAGAGUCCGGUAUAUUUGUGGAGAUCUGUAAUAUUGCACUUACUUUUCUCUUAGCUUUUGCUAUAUUGAAUGAAAUUGUUGUACUUAUAAUGUGGUGGAAGGCCUGCAUUCUGAACGUUCAGUCAACUGGAAUGCAAGACUUUGAACUAGUUGUUGCAUUGCAGUAUGACUUAGUGUGAUUAUGUCAGCACACCUGGUGCAAAGUCCCUGUUCUAAAGGUGUAAGAAUUAAAAAUAGUGGCUUUAUCAACAACAAAAGAAGUACUUACUUUGGAAAACUUUGUGGCUGGUUUUGUUAAAAUUUUUAAUUUUAUGGCAUUUUGUCAUUGUUCUAAAAGUGGUAUACGUUGAACUUGUAAUGGUUUUCAUUGCAAGAAAAAGGUUUUGUUUUCUUCCAAUAUUUUGUAAAAAUUAUUUAAGCAACUAAGUAGGCAUUGUUAAAGAGAAAUGAAAUAUUCCUGAUCACAAAAGCUAGACAGAGGAUUUUCUUCUUCAAAUUUGAAUACACACCUGAUAGCUUUUCAUGACAAGAAUCAUUUUCACUUCAAUUUUUCAAGUAAAAGGGUCCAAUUUUCAGUGCAGAAGUUUGAUUUCCUCAUUUUUCCUAGUUGUGCUGUGACUGUAGUUGUUCAGGGAACAAAAUAAAGCCCGUUGUAGGUUUUUUGGGGGCUACCGGAGGGCCAUAUGAAGUAAAACUUGAAGUGUACGCAUUUGUAAAUCGGAAGAGUAGAUACCGUGCAGCUCUGUUUGCAAAUGAACUAGAGUACCUAAAAAAUGGAAGGCCACAUAAUAAUAUCCUCAAUAUGACUCUAUUAUUGCCGUUCUUUGCAAAAAGUUGCUUGGACUUCUAACAAUAUUUUACCUAGGAUAAAAUACUAACGUGUAAAUGAAGUUACCACAGUGCAACCCAUAUCUAGAAUUUAUAUAAUGAAGCAGUUCCAUAGUUUAGGUUAUAUCAGAAGCUUAAAAGCCUCUCUUUGUUCAGCAUCAUCAGCACGAUUGGCUGUCUUGCAUUAGUCAGAACCAGUAUGUAUCAGUCUUUUUGCUAUUAAUGAAAAUGUUUUCUCUAAUUAUACACUAAUUUGAUUCUGAGCCUAACAGCUGGCAUUGUGGAAAUUUGGACAGCAGGUAGUAGAUCCUUCAGCUUAAACAUUCAUAGUCUAGAAUGUUUUGCGUAUUUGAAUGCUAACUGUAAAUACUAAAAUAGUUGUGAUAAAUAACGUGACGCUUCUUUCCCACAUGCUGCUCAAGGGCUGUCACAAAAAUGAGUCAAAGGUUUGGCACGUGAAUGAGCCAUUGAAAGCAAUCGCUGCCAUACGAAACCAUAUUCUCCAGUGGAAUAGGACUCCUUUGUGCUAAAUUUCAAGUAUUACCUAGCAGCAAAGCUAUUUUAGUUCGUUUGAAGAAAUGUUUUUCUUUCCUUCACCUGUCCACUAGCAUAAGCUAGAUGUUCUAAAGAUGUAGAACUGACAAAGAGAUUCUUUCUGCCAACAGUUAAGGUGUUCCUUGCUAGCAACCACAGGAGGCACAGAUAAGGAAAAUAGAGCAGAGACAAUUUUUAUGAGAUCUGUGUUCACCAUUUUCCAACUUAUUAUGGCAAUUGAGUUUUCAGGCCAAUCUAACAUAAUAAAGGUAGAAGAGUAGACAUAGUACAGCUACAAGCUUAAUAGAAUUUUAAACUCAUUAUCUAGUUUGCAGUUAAGCUGCAUCAUAAAUUCUGAUCUGUUAUAAUCCGCCUAUGUUAUAUUAGGAAAAAAAUUACUGGUACUGCAAAAAAUACUACAAGGCUAAUGGUAGCUAGUGUCGUUGCUGAGUUCGCCAGUGAGUGGAAAGCAGUCACAGACUAAUCUAAUUAACUUGUCCUUUAAAUGAGUUUCACUUUGUUUCUUUUUUGCAAGUACAGCCUUUUGCUUGUGAAUAUGGAACACGAUUUUUUACAUUAUUGUAAAAUUCCUGAAAAACAAUUUCUUGACUUGUAAGUAUGGAAAUAACUUGUUUUCAUACAGGCCUAAUAAAGGCCAAACUUGUGUUUACAGAACUAGACUCAAAAAGGAUCACAGUCUAAGUGAUUCUAAGAAAAGUGUCAUCUCACUGAAGCUCUACUUAGUGCCUAAAAUAUACUCUUCAGAAUCUUCCAGGUCCUGUUUCUGCUGCUCCUGAAAUGAAAAUAUUAUAACUUGGUGGAAAAAUAGUGAUGAAGUAUCUGAUUAGAUGGAACAGAACUUGUUUAUGCGUACGUAUUGGUAAUAAUUCAUUCAGAAAGUUGUUAGAAUUCUGUACUGACCAAAACUUGUGUGUGGAGGGAGUGAUCGUAAAGCAAUAAUGUCCAUGGUCUGCACACUUCAUUUGUUUCCUAAUUCUUGAGAAGGAAUGGAUUUGGAUCUUGUAGACAAAAAAGAACAAUGACAGUGACAGUGUAGGAGUAUUUGGGGUUAGCUUUGAGAUAAUUAUUUGUACUGCAUUUGUGAGAAAGGCAAAAAGGUAUACUGAUUUACAUACAUUGGAUUAAUGAGAUGCAGGACUAAGACCGCCUGCAAAAGUCACUUUUCUCUGCCUAUUUACACUGCUUGUAAAUGAAAUACAGUGCUUUUGGUGCAAGUGGAGAUGUUCUGCUGUGAAACAGGUAAGAAAAGAAAAAAGAAAUCUCCAGGAAUUUUAAGUGAGAUCCUUGGAAGCAUGCAAGACUCUAUUUUAACUGCCUUGAACUCAACGAGUCACAGGAUUGUGGGGUGUUUGAAGUGGCCUCUGAAGAUCAUGUAGUUCAACUCCCAGCUAAAGCAGGUUCCCCAGAGCAGAUUACAAAAUGUUAAUUAAGAAGGCUCAGAUUUCAUAGCGCUCAAAGACAUGAAAGAAUUGUUUGUCCUUGUUGAUUACUUGGUAUCAUUUACAAUAGGGUUUUUUUAACCAUCAUUUUGAAGCACUUGGCCCUCAGGGCAGCAGUAACAGAAAUAGCACUGACUCCAGGUUUCUGUACUGAAAACAGCUGUCUCUGCAUUCUCUUUAUGCCUUCAGCAGAAGGCAUAUUCUGCAGUGUGAUUGAGAAAAUAAGUCAGGACCGAGGCUUCCAGGUCAAACCAGUCUCCUGAGUUUAUCUUCUUUGAUAGAGACCAUAAGACACAAAAGCUGCUUUCUGCAAUAACAGUACCAAUGAUUGAGACCUGUUUGAACUGAGCGAUGUGAGUAGUAGAACUGGCAGGUCAAUCAAAGAUACACUUCUAGCAAAUGUUUGUUGAGCAAACUCUGUGAGUUAUGAUAGUAUCGUCAUCCAGUUCCACAGCAUUUAAGGUGCUUAUAAAGUAGAAAUGAAACUCAGUGUGUAGCCCAGCAGUCAGUUCUAUCAACACUGCUUAGGGAGGAGAGAACAGGUGCACCAAUAAAUACCUGUAAGAUCAUAUUCCCCAGAAAAAAAAAGGAGAAAAAUAUAUAUGUAUAUAUUGUUUUUCUGUUUGAAACCCCUCUCCUCUCCUUCACUUAUUCUUUAGAGCACAAAAACAGGAGAGGCUGGUUCUUUUCAACUCUGCUGUUGCCCUAUAAGUGAAAGAGCAGGAAUAACACGUGAGCAAGUUCCUGUCUGACCCUGUUGUAUGGCAAGUGGCAAACAACAGAUGUGGUGACAGCUUGCCCUGAUGACAAACAUGGGCCUGUUGUGGCAGCAGCAUACAACAUCUUAAAACCUGAUACCUCAAUUUAUCCAGGUAGAAUUAGCAAUGUGAAGCCAUGUUCACCCCCAAAGGAGAUUAAAGGGCAGAGAAAGGUCAAAUUGUCAGCAUCUACUGCACCUUGAAUAUCAGAAAAUGAUUUUUAAAAUGGCUUUGUAUAAAAAUUACUGAGAAGGCAUGGUAAAGGGAAGUGUAAGUGGAAAAUGCUUCUUGUGCUUUUUGAUUCUAAAGUUGCUGAGUUAUCAGUAAAGUCUCUUGAAUUAAACUCAGGCUUAUUGUUUGACUAAAAAUGCUGUAAGCCCUCUUGUUAGAUAAUGAUACAAUCCUACUUUUGCUCUAAUUAAAAUUAUCAACAUUAUAUGGGAAAUUACAUGUGCAAAAAAAUCAUGUAUACCAAGGGUGCAAGUUAAAGUAAAAUCUUUCUUAAAGUUUAAAUGCUCUGAGUCUAAAUAUUAGACUAGAAAAACAUCCAGCCCCAAAAUUAUCCUGAGUUUUUCUGUGAAAUCAUAAAUCAUCACAAAUAACAUUGUCAUAAUGUUCCAUAAUUCCCAUAGCCCUUUUUAUUAUCUGAGUUGCAUGAAUGCUUUGAAAAUAGGAAAAUGGCUUAUUCUUAAAUUCAUACUGCUCUUCCUCCCCUUUACAAAAAAAAAAAAAAGUAUUUUACGUCUAUUUUGUGCCUCCCACCAUUGUACAUUUCUGCAUGUCCAAUACAAUAACUCACUCAAACAGCUAAUGCCUAUGUACAUAGCUGUAUGUUUAUGAAUGUAUAUGUGUUUAUAUGUCUAAAUAUAUUAUGUACAGUGUAUAUAAAGUGUGCAGUGUAUGUAAAUAUGUACAUAUAUGUAGCCAAAUAUUCCUGAUGUUCUUUGUUAAAACUUUUCUUUUGUUUUCUAAUUCAGAGCAACUUAAUUUUCAUUUCUGAGCCCAAACUAAGCCUGGCUUAAAGCAAGUGAACACCCAUGAAUUUCAGGGCUUUGCUCCUUUUUCUAACCCUAGCUUAAGUUUGGUAUUUUCUCUUUAAUACUCAGGAGUAUAUUCAGUGAAGCUUCUGGCUUUUAUAUUAUUCCCUUCACCUUUUCUCAUUUGAUUGGUGAAGUGAGCCAGUAAAGAGUUGGUAGAACCUGAAAUAUGUUAAAAAUUAAUGUAUUUAAAAAAAAAAAAAAACUACAGUCAUACUUCCAUAUUUUCAAUAUAUACUUACUCUCUUUCAGCCUUCUGAGAAAUGUUUUCUGUAAAGUUUUAUUCCACAGUGAAACAUUGUAAGAGGGUUUCAAGUAUUCAGCUGUAGCUAAUUGGAAGAAAACAAUGUUUCCCUGCAUCCUUGAGCAGUAGCAUGUAGAACAGCAUGCAGCCAAUGCCAUUUAAAAAUGUAACAACAAACUAAAGGGAGUUUGUUGUUUGUUCAGUUACCAAAGCUGUUGUCUGUUUCCACGUUCUACCAUUUUCUGAAGCUGCAGUCUGUGCAGAUCUUGCAGGGUGUGAGAAGUUUCCAUUAAUGGGUGGGAGCUGGGCACACAGAGCAUGUAUGAAAUUAGACUUGAACAAAGUCUAUUAUGCAUAGGGAAUGUUCAGAUAUCUAAAUGGUCAAAAUACAGGACGUUCUUGUUCAUUUUCCCUUUUGAUGACUUGAAGUUACGUGGUUAAGCCUGUGAAGGUAAUCGCAUUAACUUUUUUUAAGGCAUUUUUACAGAGUGUCUAGGGGAGUAGUCUAAGCAUGUCUUUUGUAUUGAAAAGGUGAAGUGGAAUUUUCUGGGCAUUUACCUUAUAGACUCGAUGUUGUGAAGACUUGUGCACGUUUAUCUUUGAGCAGAGGGGCAGACACCAAUAAAUACAGUGAGUUUCUUGCAUGCUUAAAGUAAAGCACAAGUCUCUUUCAGAGUCAGGCUCUGUGUGUAAAAUCUUUGCUAUGAAGAAUGCUAGGAAUGUUCUCUUGUUUCUUGCUAUAUUGUUUAGUAAGCAUUUGUUCGUAAGCUCUUGUUUUGAAUAUAAACUUGUAAAGCAUCCAUCUUUGAUGUUUCAAGUUCUCUUUCUGAGAUCUUCAGCAGGAAAAUUAUUUAAAUUAAUGGCAGGAAUUCCUGUGACACAUGGUCCUUCGUUGGUGUCAUGACAAUCAGUGUGGUCUGUAUAAUGCUUCCUUUCCUCUUUAAAGGCUGAAUGGAAACCUGAAUGUCUUUUAAUUAAUGUCAUUGUAAAGUUUUAAAGAUUAGGAAACGGACUGAGGUAUUGACGUGAACUGAAUCUAUUUAAACAUUCAAUUGUGAAUUUGUUUUAUAUACAUGUUUGAAUUGCUUUUAUUCUGAAGAACAAAAUGUGCUGAAAUUUAAGUGGCAAUAAAGCAGAUGUUGUAAUAUUCUACAGGAAGUGUGGAACGUGUAAUCAGCUUUCCGUAUUUGAUCACAGAAAACAAAAGUCUACGAAGCACACGUUUUGCCAGGUAUCUAGCACUCCUGAAUGAUUGGCUUCUUGAACAUUUCUUUUAAUGAUCUUAGAUAAACAGUGACAAAGCACAGGUCCACUUUAUGGUAUUUUCUACAGUUGUGGAUUAAAAAUAGUUUAAUUCAUUAGUUUAAAAAGUAUCUUCUUAAGUAUCAAAAAAAACCAUGUUGCUUACAUAGCGUAUGUUUUAUCAGAAAUGAAGUUAAGGUAAAAAUGUGGGAAUGUUCUUUAUAAUUAAUCUGUACUCCAGAACACAUUUGCAGCCGGUGUUCAAACAGUUUAUAUAACUGAGAAACCAUAUGUUACAAAGUGUUGUAUCCAUUUGGCGUAACAGGCAGUAGUGAGCUCCUGCCAGAAUAGCUCAGUUUUACAAAAGGAAUUACCUACUUAUAAUUCUUUGGGAUACUUCCUGGAAAACUAUUGUUUGUGCUGUUAGAUUUUAAUUUCAGACUUAAACAUCACAGGAGUUACUCAUUUCUCACAGCUUUUUUUGUGAAGUCAACAUUGUAUGUGUAAUAGCAUAUAAAAAUAAUAGCAUGUUUUUUUAAUAUGAAUUUUAUAUCUAAUCAGUGUCUUCAGUUCAUGAAGAGGAAUUUGCAUUGUUGUGUUUAUAUAGAGUAUUGCAGUGCAUGGUUUAGCUUAUGCAUUUUAUUAAAUGCUGUUUAAAUGUAGCUUUAUAUUGUUGUGGCUUAAUACUACUACCUAAGUGAGGUUUAUACUAUUAAAGUGAAUUAUAAAUAUAAA
This is a messenger RNA of Numida meleagris (helmeted guineafowl), 11248 nucleotides long. RefSeq names its product nuclear receptor subfamily 2 group C member 2 (gene NR2C2). The transcript has 18 exons. The record is from RefSeq and is a predicted model, not a curated record. The coding region runs from base 696 to 2660 and encodes 654 amino acids. Gene Ontology annotation, molecular function: nuclear receptor activity; RNA polymerase II cis-regulatory region sequence-specific DNA binding; zinc ion binding. Gene Ontology annotation, biological process: positive regulation of transcription by RNA polymerase II; positive regulation of embryonic development; cell differentiation. Lineage: Eukaryota; Metazoa; Chordata; Aves; Galliformes; Numididae.